AUGGCCUGUGUAGGGGAGCAUCUCUCUGAUUCAUCUAAAAGACACAAAGUUGUACCAUACAAACACAGAAAAUCUACUCCUAACGUUAACUACCCAAAAUGUCCAAACCACACCCAGAAACAUUGUGAAGUUUAUUGUGAGAAAUGUGACAUUCCUGUCUGUUCUACCUGCAUCUCCUCUGAUAAACAUAAUGCGCAUAAGUUAACAGAUAUCUUAAAGAAUCCCAGCUUUAUUAAAGAAAUUUUAAACAACGACUUGACAGAACUAGAAAAAGUAAUAUAUCCUACCUAUGAAGAAAUUGUAUCAGAUUUAAAAUCUGAAAAACCUAACUUGGAAAAACAUUAUGAGAAACUGACAACAGCUGUCACCAAACAAGGAGAAGACUGGCACAGAGAAAUUAACAUCAUUGUCAACAAACAGAAAUCUGAAAUUGAUGAGAUGAAAACUAAACACCUGGCUGCUCUAAAUAAACAGGAAAAAGAAAUCAAACAGAUUAUUUCUGAAGUAAAACAGUGCAUAGUUGAUCUGAAGAAAAUACUGGACCCCAAUGAUAUAUCCAUAGCAUCUACAUACGUAUCCAAGAAUGCUGAAUUCAGAAGUUUACCUCCUAAAAUCAAUGUUUCAUUACCAAGGUUCUCUCCUCAUCAGAUCAACACAGAACAGCUCCAUCAAACGUUUGGUUCUCUGUCGCCAUUAUCCAUUACAACAGAAGAACAUGGCUACACAAUGAAGACACCAGAAGCUGUAUCCUGUCCUCCAGUCAAAUCACUGCUUGCUGAACAAGAGCUCAUCACCACCAUAUACACUGGGUAUAACCUAUACAGUGUCACCUGUCUCAGUGAUGAAGAAAUCUGGACACUUGGGUAUGACAAAAUCAUGAAACUUUACAACCUCAAGGGCAAACUACUGAAGUCAAUCCAAACCAAGUCUGGGAAAAUACCACGUGACAUAGCAGUGACAAGGAGUGGAGAUCUAGUUUAUACUGACUGUGAUACAAGAACUGUAAACAUAGUGAAAAGUGACCAGAUACAGGAAGUGAUCAGACUACAGGGGUGGAAACCUUACAACAUCUGUAGUACCUCCUCUGGUGACCUCCUGGUUACAAUGAUCAGUGAUGAUUAUGAACAAUCAAAAGUUAAAAUUGUCCGUUACUCUGGUUCCACAGAGAAACAAACCAUUCAGUUUGAUAGUGAAGGUAAACCUCUGUAUUCAUAUGGUUACCCUAAACACAUCAGUGAGAACAGGAACCUGGAUAUCUGUGUGGCUGACUAUGAAGCCCGUGCAGUAGUGGUGGUUAAUCAGGCAGGAAAUCUCCGAUUUAGAUACACUGGUCAUCCCUAUACUACCAAGAGAUCAUUCUUUCCAUACGGCAUCACAACAGACAGCCAGAGUCAGAUCCUGAUAUCAGACUAUACUAACCACUGUAUCCACAUCCUAUAUCAGGAUGGACAGUUCCUCCGUUACAUUGAAAACUGUGAUCUAAACUAUCCAUGGGGUUUAUGUGUAGACACCAGAGACAACCUCUUUGUGGCUGAGUAUUACAGUUGUCAAGUGAAGAAAAUCAAAUACAUGUAAAUAAAACUUUUUUAAUUAUGACAACUGUGUGAUAGGGUUUUUUCCAAUAACCAAAAUCCUAAGAAUUUACUGUUUGAUUCAGGUCCACUUUCUAGUGCUCAUGUGUAUUUGAGAGGGAGGGUGAGAGGGUGUG
Saccostrea cuccullata (small rock oyster) is the source of this 1708-nucleotide messenger RNA. RefSeq lists its product as uncharacterized. The transcript has a single exon. Gene Ontology annotation, molecular function: zinc ion binding; protein binding; ubiquitin protein ligase activity. The record is from RefSeq and is a predicted model, not a curated record. NCBI's taxonomy places the organism in Eukaryota, Metazoa, Mollusca, Bivalvia, Ostreida, Ostreidae. Bases 1 to 1575 code for a protein of 524 amino acids. Gene Ontology annotation, biological process: protein polyubiquitination; proteasome-mediated ubiquitin-dependent protein catabolic process.